Messenger RNA from Lithohypha guttulata, 687 nucleotides. RefSeq lists its product as uncharacterized. The transcript is spliced from 2 exons. The record is from RefSeq and is a predicted model, not a curated record. Bases 1 to 687 code for a protein of 228 amino acids. NCBI's taxonomy places the organism in Eukaryota, Fungi, Ascomycota, Eurotiomycetes, Chaetothyriales, Trichomeriaceae.
AUGCCUCGGGACGAACUUCUCCAGAGAAACAAACCCACCACCAUGGUCGAAGUUCGGAAAUACGACCUUCCACCCACCCCUCUCAUGCCCAAUUCCAAGCACGCCCUCCUCCACUACCCUGGCAUCUUCGCAGCGCCCGGCGAAUGCGACGCCGCCAAAGUCUACGACCUCUUCCUGAGCAACGGCUGGAAAACACAGUGGAUCUUCCGUUACGGUCCCACACAAGAAUCACAUUACCACUCCGAAGCUCACGAGUGCAUGGUCGUGUUGACCGGUUCUGCGACGAUCCGAUUUGGUGUCGGCGAUACCUCUGCUGACCUCGAAGAGAGCACUCACGGCUCAGGCAGGGAGGAAGGAGGCGUAGAGUUACAAGCUAAUGCUGGGGAUGUCUUUAUACUACCGGCUGGCACAGCGCAUAAGACACAUGAUACUACGCCGGCAUCCUUUGCGCUGCUGACUCCUGGUAGUGGGCAUGGUAUUGAAGCUGAUGAUCCGAGAGAGGCGCUGAGAAAGAUUCACCUUGAUGGAUUUACCAUGAUGGGUGCAUAUCCGACAGAACAGAACUGGGACUUUGCGAAGGGUGGAGAGCAUGUCGGGGAGUAUGAAAGAGUGUGGUCUGUGCCGAAGCCCGAAUGUGAUCCAGUUCUGGGCAAGGCAGAGGAGGGACUGGUCGGGCAAUGGCUAUAA